This is a messenger RNA of Cornus florida, 1752 nucleotides long. RefSeq lists its product as uncharacterized. Bases 1 to 1752 code for a protein of 583 amino acids. The transcript is spliced from 5 exons. Lineage: Eukaryota; Viridiplantae; Streptophyta; Magnoliopsida; Cornales; Cornaceae. The record is from RefSeq and is a predicted model, not a curated record.
AUGAAGUGUUUUUUCUCCCUCAAGAACAACAAAUCUCCGGGCCCUGAUGGGUAUAAUGCCUACUUUUAUAAAAAGGCUUGGUCUGUCAUUGGUGAAGACACCACUAAGGCUAUUAAGGAGUUCUUUUCAAUUGGUCAUUUACUCAAGGAGAUAAAUGUUACCUAUCUUGCUCUUAUUCCUAAAGUGCAGAACCCCAAUUGCAUGAGAGACUUUAGACCCAUUGCCUGUUGUAAUACCAUUUACAAAGUCAUCUCCAAGCUUUUGGCAAACAAACUCAAACCAGUUCUUCUUUAUUUAUUAGACAAAUGCCAAAUAGCCUUUAUCAAGGAUAAAAGACUUAAGGACAGUGUUCUCUUGGCUCAGGAAUUGAUGAAAGGGUAUCAUAUUAGUUCCAACAGUCCUAGAUGUACUUUGAAAGUUGAUCUACGGAAGGCUUAUGACACUAUUAGGGCUUAUAUUACAUCUCCUGGUUUUUCAGUAUCUAUUAAUGGUGAACUUCAUGGUUUCUUCAAGGGUACUAGAGGCCUGAGGCAAGAGUUGUCUGGACUCUUCCCUAACCUAUCUAAGAGCUUGUUGUUUACUGCCAGUGUCCCUGAGGAUAUCCAACAGCUCAUGACAAAUUUGUGUGGUUUUGAAGUGGGAAACCUUCCUAUUAGAUAUCUUGGAAGAUUGCAGCUUAUAAAAUCCAUCCUUGUUAAUAUGAUUGGGUUCUGGUGCAGCCUUACUAUCCUCCCUAAGAUGGUGAUAAAUCAGCUCAACACUGUCCUUAGGAAUUUUCUUUGGACAGGGGUUGAAUUGAAAGCUUCUAGAGCUCAGGUUGCUUGGUGGAAUGUGUGCUCUUGGAAUUGGAAAAUGCUUCUCCACCUUAGAGAUUUGGCCAGACCUUUUAUCAAACAUGUGGUUGGGGAUGGAAAGGAUGUUUCAAUCUGGCAUGAUUACUGGCUUCCAUUAGGUCCCCUUGACACUAGAGUUGAUCAUAAUCUCAUCGCUUGUUCCCAGUGGGAAGAUUGGGCAAAGGUUCAAUGUUUUAUUAGGCAUGAGCAGUGGAGAAUUCCUACUUUGUUCAAAGAAAUCAUUCCUUCCAUAGGCACCACAGAGCAGCUUCCUAUCUUGAAUGCAGGUUCACAUGACUCUGUCACUUGGACCUUUUCCCUUACUGGCAGCUUCCAUCUAGCUACCACUUACAGAGCUCUUAUCUCUCUAUCACCGACCAUCUUAUGGCACUCUGUUAUUUGGUUUUCAAAUCAUAUCCCGAGGUAUUCAUUCAUUGCUUGGGUUGCUCUCACUCACAAACUCAAGACUAGAGACAGCCCAGCCCUGGCAAAGAAAAUCGUUCCAAAUUACUGCUCUCUGUGCCUUGCUGAUGCUAAGAGUCAUCAACACCUUUACUUCAAAUGUAGUUUUGCUUCGGAGGUGUGGAUGCUUUUCCAAAACCUAUGUGGGAUUUAUGUUGGGGAUUCUAACUUAUAUGACAUUACCAACUGGAUCGUGUCUAUGUGGAAGAAUGGAACUAAAGCUCCAGAUGCUUAUGUAUACAAGCUCUGCCUUACUACAACUGUCUACUUCAUAUGGAACGAGAGAAAUAGGCGACAUGCCAUGAAUCAAGUUGCCUCUGUUGCUUCAGUUACUAAGCUGAUCUACACUGAUGUUAGGAUCCGUCUCAUGUCCUGCAAGCUGCGUGAUUCGAAGGCUGCGAGAUCUAUUGCAGCUGCUUGGAGUUUGCCAAGUUCAGUUUUUUGUGAGGGGCAAUAG